ACGAAACGGGAACGGGAACGGGACGAGACGGGAUGGACGCUGCACGCCCGUGAGCGCGUCGAUCUCCGCACGCUAGUGUUGGUCUCGCUCGCGGCCCGUCACAGCGGCCUGGUAUUGGUUCUACGAGAGCGAACCGAAGUACCGAACCCGAGCCAAGAGAACCGCGGCAUUCGUUCAGUAGUUUCUCGGACGCCGCACCGGCACCAUCCGACCAGAUAACCCCCACGGUUCUCCACCGAUACCCCCGGAGCCGGGCGCGCCGACCGGCGCGACGCCAGCGCGACCCGCCCCCGGGACGAGAACCGCUCCCGAAGGAGGAUCCGGGACUCUUCGACCCAUGUGGCCGGACAGUCUUUACAGUCUUUACAGUUGCCGCCGAGAGCAGGUGGGGCCCCCCGUUGACGGGGUCGGAUCGGGCCACAGGGCGAGACGACCAACGUGGGACAGCGGUCUCCUCCACCGUCGUCGUCUUAGGACGAGGGGAGUCGAGGGGUCGUGGUCCUUUCGGAAAGGGCGGAAAGUACCGCGGUUCCUCGAUGCCUGCUUCCUGGAGUUUCCUUCCGUCGUGCGGAUCCAGGACUGACCUACUCGAGGCCCGAAGACCCCACUGCGAGCAAGAGGCACGGUCGCCGACGAAAGACUGACCCACCGAGGAGACACCCGCGAGUUCUAGGAAGAAGUCUGGAGGAACGAACGAACCGUCGGUGGUCCCGGGUUCCCUGGUCGAGAUUUGGAGUUCCUCGAGGAUCAUCGAUGAGUCCCGUUCCUCGGGACCGCGAGGACGGGGGAAGAGUGUUCAGUUUGGAAGGUAGGUUCGCCGGGUCGAGUGAUGCCACCCCGUAGACCCAUCCCAUGGUUCCCGAUCUUCGCCAAUAAGCCGUUCUGACUAGGCCAGAGGUCCUCCGCGAUUGGUGGCCCCUCCGCCACCAAGGUGCAAUGAUGCGAGAACUUAGAAGGUGCGAUUCGUGGACAGUGGAAGAGGAAGGAGGUGAAAAUAGCGGCCGAUUGGUCCCGCCGGGGGAAUACGUGGGCCCUCAGCGAAAGUGAUUAUGGGCUUACGGGUGGCGAUGAUACCGGAGGAGCGUAACAGUUCCAUGUAGGGAGAGGACAGGAACAAGUUCCUAGCCAUAGCUCAAAUCUCCGAGAGCGGAAGAGGAAGCGGACGGCAUGUGCACUAUCGCUUAGUGUCGGGUUUUGGUGUUGUCCCGUUAAUGUGGGGCAAACACGCUGAACGGACCGUAACGCAAGCCCACCAAAAUAGGGGAACCGGAGAAGAUCGUCGCAGGGGUCCAGCGUGAUCGCGUAUCGACGACGGUAGGAGGGUCUGGGUCUAGAACCGAUGAGAGCGCGUCAUGCCCUCUGAGAUCGAGCUGGCCGGGCCAAGAGUGAUGCACUGUGGAUGCAGAAACACCGGCUGGCCGAUCGCGACUUUUGGACCCAACAGCAGCAGCGUCGGUGGUUACAACGGUAGCACAUUCGGCAGCGCCGCCGACCAGGAAGCGAUCAACGGACCUCCAUCGGGAACGCCUUCUUUGAGGUACCGGAGUCCUCGGUCGUUCUCGGCGACUCCCGGAGGUCAGGGCGAGACCUUCGAUGGCGAAAGUCCCGUAAGGAGGCGAUGCACUCGGAGGUGGAGAACGGAAGCUGCAGGAGGAGCACGCGGGGAGGGAAAGCUCCGAAGAAGGUGGUAUCAAGGCUCGAGUGAUGGAGAGGCCAUCUCGGAGGAGGUCAAGGAUUCCCGGCAGACGUGCCGAGAAGUACUCGAACCCCAAGUCCUCGGUUGGAGUCUCGGCGACCAAGAACAACGGACGAAGGAGCAGGAUGACCAAAAACGGGAUGUGCAGAGAAGUUCGGUCGACCGAUCCCGGAUACGCGAGACAGAGCUCGACAUCCGGGCGACCUUCCUAGGGGUCCGUCAUGAAAAAGAGGACCCGUCGGGCAGGAGCUUCCCCAUCGAUCCUGCUCAAGAGAGAAGCGUCCCUUGGAAGUGUUCUCGGAAACGAAGAAGCUCGAUCCUCGAUUCUAGGGAGCACCACGAGGGAAAUCCUGGACCGCUGGUGGACCGUUUAGUCGGGAGUCGUUCGGGGGAUCCUGGCUGGGAAGCGACUCGGCCAAAAAGAGGAAGACGCGAGUCUUCGUUCUCUAGUCAUUCGGGGGCUGUUCCUGAUGGACUCUCCGGGGAGGAUCUGGCGCUCAUCAGGUUGUCCGGGGUGAAAUUCCCAGAGCCGCGGACGCCGCGGUCCGGCUGGUGCGACGACGCCGGGGAACUAGUCGAUCCUCCCGACUCGACCUUUCAACGGUCGUUGCGAUUUUCUACCUCGAGGAAGCUUCCGCGGCCCUCUAAAGGCGGUCGCUCCUACGUCCAGCUAGCUUUCCUCCUCUUCCUUCUCGCCUUCGGGCACAGUGGACUCUUCGGGUCGGGGGUGGUUCUUUUCGGCCCCAGAGCCAGGACCGGUCUGUGCGCACUGACCAUCGGUACGGUCAUCGGUGGUGUGUUCGGCGCGCCGGUGGAUCUGAUCGGUGACGCGGGCGUCAGGGCGGAGCGAUCGGCGAACUUGUCCCACAUCACCGGCGCAUCCAGGAAGAUCCAGAUGUACAUAAAGAACCGCCACCUCCAGAUUCUUCCGGACGGCACGGUCAACGGGUCCAACGACGACACCUCCGACUAUACUAUCUUCCAGAGGACGUCGGUGUCGCGGGGCCAACUCAGGAUCCAAGGUGUUGCCACCUGCCUUUUUCUGUGCAUGGACUCCUGCGGGCUUUUGUACAGCUCGCGCGAGUACACCGAUGACUGCGUCUUCAACGAGACGCUGGAGCAGCACAACUACAACACGUACAGCUCGGCGCGCUGGUCCACUCCGAAGAAGACGUUGUUCUUGGGUCUGAACCGCCACGGGCAGCCUCGCAGGGUACAGACCAAGGGCCACAACCUGGGCAGGUUGUCGGCCUACGCGAGGGUGCUGACGCAGGUGGCGCCUCCGGAUCGGGUGGAGGCACUGCAGCGCAAGUUAAUGGGUGCCCAACACGGGGUCCGGCACAGGCACAACAACGGACACCGUCACCAUGGCCAGAUCCAGCAGGCAGCUUGCCCCAAUCUGCCGGCUCAGGAUAAGGAUGGUAGGGAUCGAUUCCGUUGUCGGAAGCGGAAGAAGAGGAAGAAGAAGCGACGAAAGUGUCGCGAGGGCGAGAAGCCCGGGCCACACUGCGAAGUUCCUGAAGAGAGCUACACCUACGACGGCAGCGGGGAAGGUCCGCCGGAGUCGAAGAGGUCCUGCGAGGGCGCGGCCAGCGAGGAGGCCUGCAGGAUGCAGGCCUUCGAGACCCCCUCGAAGAAGAGGAAGUCGCGGAUAGAAGAGAAGGAAGAGGAGGACGGGGUCCACGAGGACGCCGAGGACGAGGAGGAGCCAACGGAGGCCGAGGCCGAAGAGGACGCGAUCGCCAAUGACGAGGCCAGGGAGAAACCCCAUCGCCAUCAGCAGCCACACCAGCGGCAGCAGCAGCAGCAGCAGCUACGCAAGAACAAGGGUAAGAAAUCUCCAAGCACGAAAAAACCAAACAACAACCACGAUAACCAGAGUAAAAAGCCCAAUGGCACCAAGAAAAAGGGUCCAGCCUCGAAGAGGGUCUCGCAGCCGUCCACCAGGAGGCGCGGAAGUGCGAAGCUAGGCCGAACAGCGCCGCCCGCGGGCUCCGGCUCAAUGACAUUACCGUCGUCUUGGUAUCCUGGUGCAUCAACAACUCCAUCAACGGCGCGCGAUAGCCAGGCAGGACGCGGGACCAGGACUCCAGCCCCUGGGAACGACGUCACCGGCACCGCUCGAUUCAAGGGUCCGAGGCGAGGCAAGGCCCUGGCCGGUCGAAGGAACAAGACCACCGUUCACCUCGCGACCAACACUGGACCCCAGCCCACUCGUCCCAGAGGCCCGAAGAAUCCCAAAGAACCCAGGGAUCCCGGGAACCCCGCCGACCCUCCCAAUUCCACGUUCUUGUCCUCGACGGUCCUAGCUCCUCCGGCGGAACUCUUGUUAAGCUCCCACACGGAGGUCUACCUGGACUCUGGAGAGGAGGCGACGACACCCUCCGUGGACUCGAUGACGGAGGCGGAGGACGCGUUCACCUCGAUCAGGACCGACGUCGACCCCACCGUCUCCGCGGCCCCGACCGUUCUGUCGGAGACCGUCCUCGAGGGGGACCAUCCGGAAGGACUCGCCAUGUGAGUCGAGACUUCCGGUUCCUCUUCCAGCUCCCGAUGGAGGAGCCAUCGAGCGGGUACAGCUCGCGCGUGUACAUAGCUGUUAGGUUAACAAUGUCGGACUCCACGAAUCGCGGCGCCCCGCGACGUUGGACGUUCCCAGUCUGGUCUUGGGGUCGAGGACCAGGAGGUCCCUGGCUCCAGGACUCGGGAUGCCCCCUCGGCGUCCCCGAGCAUGUCGACGAGGGACGCACCGGUCAAGACGAUAAUGCCAAAAGGUAUCGCCACGCUACUCGGUCGUCGAUCGUGUCGUGAUCGACUGACCGACAGGAGCGAGCGUCAGGAUCUGACGCGGUCGGUCGACUCUCUCGGCUCGAUCGCGAGAGAGCCUCGCGAAGGGUUUCUUCCCAAAGGGUUCCCUCGACCUCGCGUUGCACUUGUCCCUUGCUUUCGGAGAAGGAAAUUGCACGGCUAACUUCCGCUUAAUUCGCUGCACCCUGGCUGGCUAUACGAGCCCGAUCGAUCGAAAACCGCGAAAACACAUUCCCAUCGGUCGAGGACUUUCUCCACAGCGAUGUUGGCGUCGCGAUCCGCUACCCAAUCGACGGGGCGAUUUGCCCGAACGAAGCUUGCGAGGUCUAUCCGAUGACCGACGAAAUCGACUCUUCCCUGAACAACACAACCCUCGAAGCACCGCCGUCGUGCCGGCGGACCCUUCGGCGUCCAUGCGAGCUCCGUUAGAUAGUAUCAACGUGUUCAUGCCGUGCUUUUGGCUGCUCUUUGAAGCUAGCCGCGCACUACGAGACGCCUGUCAGUAUUUAAGCGAGUUCCACGUCCCGUCCUUCGCCGUGUCCACUUUCCUGUCCUAUGUCCAUCCGUCGAAUGCUUUCCCUUGGCAUUUCGUCCCUUCUUCGUCAUCUUCCCAUCAGUAUUGCAGCCUCUUCAGCUCCAUCUUCCUUGGCGAGAUGCUUCUUCGCCUUCUUCCUCUCUUCGCGACGAUGUCGACGAUUCUCCGGACGAACCCGAGAGAGCCGAACCUCGCUGCGAAUCUUGAAAGCAAAACCUAUUAAUGUAGUAGCCUAUUUAUUAAAGAAUUAUUUAUUAUGAAACCGCAUGCACAACUCGGUGUACAUAUAACGUAACGUUACGAGCGACUGCGACCACUACACGUCGACUACCGAUGCGCGUUUACUCUAUGUUCUUCGUAUUGUGUCCGUUCCUUAGGUACACGAAUUCGCCAAAAAUGCCUCCGGCUUUCGCUCGAAGUGUUGGGGAUUUUAACAAUUUUUCUCAAAUUUAAAACCUUGCGUAGAGGUUUAUAUUCCGGUAAUUGCGGGUCCUCGAGUUAUGCCAGAUUGGCGAGGGAUUUUUUUUAAUGUUUGAUAUGUUUGAAAUUAGAUAGGAAGCGAUGCUUCGGAUGACGUUUGGUUUUGGAUGGUAUUACGGGCGUUUCGACAACUGUCGAGGAACUGUAUUCCUCGUGUAUGAGUGACGUCCGGUCGCGAUUUUUGGCGGAUUCCGAUUUAUUGGAAUUAAUUGAGGUAUGCGUGCUUUGGCGAAUGGGAAAGCGAAAGCAAAAGAGCGGUCCGACAGGAGUGAAAGUAAAAGACAACUGUCACCAGUUAGUGCGAAUAUAGGCGAAUAGGUCGAGGGGCCAGUGCGCCGGGCUAGCAAACGCGUCGCGGGGGCGUUUCCGCGGGCAUUUCGCGUGCCUCUGGUUAGGAAAAUAGAAAUGUCCAACGACAAACUCCAAGCUCGACGUCGAGUCCGAUAGAAUCCGAACCCUUUCGAUCGGUCGAAAGAAGUAUAAAAAAUAGCGGAGGCCUCGAAACGCCCUGGAAAUCCCCUCGGCGCUCCUCUCUUCCUGGACGCACGUCGAGGGACGGCGCACUGACCCGUGGCGCUGCCACGUUGACACUGUAUUCAAUUACAUAGACUGAAACUAUUAAGGUUAGGCAAAUAAAAUAGUUAAAAAAAGGAGCGAACGAGGAAACCGAAAAGCGACCGAGGAGCAGGAAGUCACGGUGUACGUUUCGACGGAGCUCCGCGGAGCAGGGAGAUCUUCGGCGUCGUUCUUCUCCGAGCUGUCGGCGCCAUUUCUCGAUGCUGUCUUGUGAUAUCAUUUUCGACAGUCCCACCGGGUCAUUUCUCCGUUUCCCCCGACAAACCCCGAAGCAUGUAGCGUCCGAUCCCGGGCAUCGACGCCUCGUUCCCCGAUCGUUCUUAGCCCUCUUCUUUCCGCGCAUCCCGUCGAAGUUCUCCCGAUUCUUCGGUACCGUUUCCCACCUUGGCUGCGAAGUCGAAGCCGCCGUCUUCGACGAAUCGGUCGGACGGUAUUGGACAAUCGAUGCGCGAAGCAUCCGAGCUCUUCUCGAUCAUCCACUUUCAUUCGACCCGUCCAGGCCCUGAAACACCGAUCGGAGAACGAAACCGAAAGUACGAGCUUGUGUGAUGCCCACCAGCUAACCUGCCUUCGAGUCCUAAAUGGUCGUCCCAGUUUACCUACGAAAGAUCUUCCCGCCGAGUCACUGUCGAACGACCUCACCAAUUACCCCAUCAGAUCA
Orussus abietinus is the source of this 6756-nucleotide messenger RNA. RefSeq lists its product as uncharacterized. The coding region runs from base 1353 to 4217 and encodes 954 amino acids. Gene Ontology annotation, molecular function: growth factor activity; fibroblast growth factor receptor binding. Gene Ontology annotation, cellular component: cytoplasm. The record is from RefSeq and is a predicted model, not a curated record. The transcript is spliced from 3 exons. NCBI's taxonomy places the organism in Eukaryota, Metazoa, Arthropoda, Insecta, Hymenoptera, Orussidae. Gene Ontology annotation, biological process: fibroblast growth factor receptor signaling pathway; regulation of cell migration; animal organ morphogenesis.